This is a messenger RNA of Pistacia vera, 889 nucleotides long. Its product is annotated as protein PHLOEM PROTEIN 2-LIKE A1-like. The transcript is spliced from 3 exons. Lineage: Eukaryota; Viridiplantae; Streptophyta; Magnoliopsida; Sapindales; Anacardiaceae. Bases 60 to 704 code for a protein of 214 amino acids. The record is from RefSeq and is a predicted model, not a curated record.
UGAAACGAAGAUCAUCAGUAAGAGAUACUGGAACUAAAGAGAAGAGUGAUCAUCACGAAAUGGCGCUUCAAGCGCAAGUUCAGCUCCCACACAACCUCGAUGCCAUUCUUCAAGAGGCAGACUUACAGAUUAACAAGUCCUCCGACAAUGUGAUUGAGCAGCUCCACGGUGGAAUCUUCUUGAACCAAAACAAACUGAAGUUUUCGGUUGAUAAGCUUUCUGGUGCGAACACCUUUGAAAUUUAUGCAAGGGGUCUCACAAUUGCUUGGGGAAACGAUGAACGUUAUUGGAAGUGGACUUACAUGCAAGACACAAAAGAUCAUCCUGUUGAAGUGGAGGUGGCUGAACUAGUAAAAGUCUGUUGGCUUGAUGUGAGCAAGAAAUUCCCUACACAAAAUCUCACUCCAAGGCAUAAUUACGAAGUUUCGUUUGUCUUAAUGAAGUUGAAAGGAUGUGAAGGAUUUCAAAACCAUCCAGUGAACUUGAAACUCACCCUCCCCAAUCAACCUCCGAUGGAACACAAACAAGAUUUGAGUAUAUUGCCAGAAAACAAAUGGUCAGACGUCCCCGUGGACAUGUUUUCGAUUAAUUGCUGUAUGACUGGGGACAUGGAAAUCUCUAUGUAUGAGCACGGUUCGCAGUGGAAGAAAGGGAUUGUUGUCGACAAAAUCAUCAUUCGCCCCCUGGUGCAGCCACAGAACUGAACAUGAGGAUAAUCAACAAUGGGACGUUUGCAUUAAAAGUUUCUAGAUCGAUGACAAAUAAUUUAGUUAGCAUGCGUCUCAUGUUGUACUAGUAGCUCUCACUAUGACUUCGUAAUAAAUAAAAAUGUGAGAGUUAUAUAUGUGAUAAUAAACAACAGCAAUAAUAUGAGAUUGCUUCAUAAAAA